AUGCCGCAACAGUACGAAAAUGCAAAGUUAAAACUUGCUAUUGCACUUUAUAAUGUUAAGCAUGCUGCACUAACCGCUAAUUUGUGGUCUAACCAAAAUAUGGACUCCUUUAUUUUUUUUUAUUUUUUUUUUAUAGGAGAGGGGGCAAACGAGCAUGCGGCUCACCUGAUGUCGUCUGUAGGGUGGCGAGCGCUUAAAGCAGAACAGAAGGAAAGAAAUCCCAAUACUACUCCUUUAAAGUUGAUACAAGAAGUAUCGACACGAUGGAACAGCAAAUUCUACAUGGUGUCUAGAGUUCUUCAAUUAUCUGAUGUUCUGGCAUUAGUAUGUAGAAAAUUAAUCCAGGCACCAGACUACUUAUCCGCCUGUGAAGAAAAAGUGGGCAAAGAAAUAAUAAAGAUUUUGGAAAUAUUCGAACAGGCUACAAAGCUUGUUAGUGCUGAUACAUAUCCGACCAGUUCAUUAAUCAUACCCGUAAUUUGUGGAUUGUAUGAGAAUUUGACCACUCUGGGGACAGAUAUAGGCAAAAUGUUUUGCUCAUCAGUAAGGCGUAAUAUGAGCAGCAGGCUUUUAGUAUACGAGACAAGAACUGUCACGCAAAUGUUAACAUUCUUACAUCCGGUAUUAAGGUCUGGUUUUAGGCGCUCGGAAAAUAUGUUAUCUGCAAAAGAAAUAAGCCCGAGCAUGUUGAAGCUGAAACUGCAAAAACGGCUGAAAGUGCUGGCACUUUUUGGAGCACAUUUAGUGCCACUGAACGUUUUAGCGCUAAAAUAUUUAUCGGUGCCAGCAACGUCUGUGCCUUCGGAAAGGAUAUUUUCCAAAUCGGGAUAUAUACUGUCAUCCAGAAGAAGCAGGUUGCAAGCGGAUGCUGUCGAUCACAUCUAUUUUCUUAAUCAAAAUUACGACUUAUGUGAUUAG
Messenger RNA from Parnassius mnemosyne (clouded apollo), 918 nucleotides. NCBI's taxonomy places the organism in Eukaryota, Metazoa, Arthropoda, Insecta, Lepidoptera, Papilionidae. The record is from the annotation of a GenBank genome assembly.